AUGGCCCCCUCAGCCGAAACCCUCCCCACCCAGGAGUCAACUCCCCAACCCACCACCACCACUCCCCAGCCCAUUCCGCACGACCCAACCCACGAAGAACACCAAUACCUGAACCUAAUCCGCCGCAUUCUGGCAGAAGGCGAGCACCGCCCGGACCGUACCGGCACAGGCACACGCUCAAUCUUCGCCCCUCCACAGAUGCGCUUCUCCCUCUCCAAACCCUCCACCACAUCCGAAGAACCCUACACCCCGAUCCUCCCCCUCCUAACCACCAAACGGGUCUUCCUGCGCGCCGUCCUCGCCGAACUCCUCUGGUUCAUCUCCGGCACGACCUCCUCCGUACCCCUCAGCGAAGCGGGGAUCAAAAUCUGGGACGGCAACGGCUCGCGCGAAUACCUCGACAAAGUCGGUCUCUCGCACCGGGAAGUCGGCGACCUGGGACCCGUGUACGGCUUCCAAUGGAGACAUUUCGGGGCGGAAUACGUCGACGCCAAGACAGAUUAUACCGGUCAGGGUGUGGAUCAGUUAGCCGAGGUGGUUAAGAAGUUGAAGGAGAACCCGUUCGAUCGGAGGAUUAUCAUGUCGGCGUGGAAUCCUAAGGAUAUGAGGAUCAUGGCUCUGCCGCCUUGUCAUAUGUUUGCGCAGUUUUAUGUUAGGUUUCCGGAUGCGAAGAGGGAUGAAACCGGGGUGGUUAGGGAGGGGGAGUGGGGGAAGGGCCAUUUGGAUUGUUUGUUGUAUCAGAGGAGUGCGGAUAUGGGGCUUGGUGUGCCGUUUAAUAUUGCUUCUUAUGCGUUGUUGACGCAUUUGUUGGCCCAUGCGGUUGAUAUGGUUCCCGGGACUCUGGUGCAUACCUUGGGUGAUGCUCAUGUUUAUUUGGAUCAUGUGGAGGCGUUGAAGGAGCAGAUUGAACGUGAGCCGGUGGCGUUUCCGGAGGUGAGGAUUAAGAGGGACGAUAGGGGUAGUGGGGUUGUGGAUGGGUGGAAGGAGGAGGAGUUUGAGGUUGUUGGGUAUAAGCCGCAUAAGGCGAUUAAGAUGAAGAUGAGCGUUUAG
Messenger RNA from Aspergillus neoniger CBS 115656, 1050 nucleotides. Its product is annotated as thymidylate synthase. Gene Ontology annotation, cellular component: mitochondrion; cytosol. The record is from RefSeq and is a predicted model, not a curated record. Gene Ontology annotation, molecular function: thymidylate synthase activity. Bases 1 to 1050 code for a protein of 349 amino acids. Gene Ontology annotation, biological process: dTMP biosynthetic process. NCBI's taxonomy places the organism in Eukaryota, Fungi, Ascomycota, Eurotiomycetes, Eurotiales, Aspergillaceae. The transcript has a single exon.